CAUCACCAACGCAGCCAACGACGACCACCCCCCACCGCCGCCAUGUCUGCACUCCCCCGGUCAAUUGGCUCCCGCCUGUUCGCCCCCGCCCUGCGCUCCUCAGCGACGCGCUCGCUGGCCCCCGCCUACCGCACAUACUCGACCAACGAGGACACUCCCCACCAGCACAAGACAUCCACCGAGGAUGCGCCCGCCGUCCCCCUCAAGAGCGACUCGACCCAGAUCAGGCGAGAAAGUGCUGCCGAGGGCAUGAGGCACGCUCCGGACUACACUGUUGCUGUCGACUACAGGACCUCCAACUUCUCUCCCAUCCCCAAGCGCGUCAUGGAUGGCAGCGAGCCUGGUGAAGUUGUACCUGCAGCCGUUCUUUCCGGCGCGCCUGUCGAUCUCCAGGCCCGUCAGGUUCGCAUCUACAAGCCUGCAAAGACCGCCACACAGUCAGGAAGCUGGACAUCGGACCACUGGCUCAUGGACUGGGACGUGCUCGCCAAGGGCCACCGAUGGGAGAACCCUCUCAUGGGCUGGGCUUCAUCUGCCGAUUUCAUGAACGGCCAGCGAAUCGAGUUCAAGUCUAAGCAGGACGCCAUCAACUUUGCCACCAAGCAGGGCUAUGAGUACUUUGUCCAGGAACCCAACGUCCGCAAAUUUGUCCCCAAGGCGUACGCUAACAACUUCGUACACGUCCCCGGAAAGUUGAAGCAGGUCAGGACAAAGUAAAGAAGUGUGGUAUCAUGUGUAAAUACUGGCUCAAGUCACUUUCGUUUGUUUUUUCGUGGUUUGAGAGUAGGUCCUCGCGUGACCUUAUUGUUGUGCAAACGAGGUUGAUCUUAAGAUGCUAAGAAUAAAGCAACCCACGCAUUGAAGAGGCCCG
Messenger RNA from Boeremia exigua, 871 nucleotides. RefSeq names its product ETC complex I subunit conserved region-domain-containing protein. Gene Ontology annotation, biological process: electron transport chain. The transcript has 3 exons. The record is from RefSeq and is a predicted model, not a curated record. The coding region runs from base 43 to 717 and encodes 224 amino acids. NCBI's taxonomy places the organism in Eukaryota, Fungi, Ascomycota, Dothideomycetes, Pleosporales, Didymellaceae.